Molecule: messenger RNA, 1841 nt
Organism: Oryza sativa Japonica Group (Japanese rice)
Lineage: Eukaryota; Viridiplantae; Streptophyta; Magnoliopsida; Poales; Poaceae
Product: probable protein S-acyltransferase 7
Biological process (GO): peptidyl-L-cysteine S-palmitoylation; protein targeting to membrane
Cellular component (GO): endoplasmic reticulum; Golgi apparatus
Molecular function (GO): protein-cysteine S-palmitoyltransferase activity
Source: RefSeq, a predicted model, not a curated record
GCGACCCACCUCCACCCCCCCAAACCCGAAGACCUUCCCUUUCCCCUUCCUCUCUCUCUCUCUCUCUCCCUCUUCCCCCGCAACCCCCACCUCCUCGUCGCGGGGGGGCCCGUCUCGGCUGCGGCGGCGGCGGCGGCGGCGGAGUAGGCCACGGUGGUGGUGGUGGUGGUGAGUGGGGGGACCAUCGCCGCUGGUGGUCGGUUCAGUCGGGCGGGCGGGCGGGCUCACCGGUCGUUGACGAGGAGUUUGGUUGAGGGGGGCCCUGCGGCAUCAGCGGCGGCGGCGGGAUGUACGUGCCGCAGCCAUCUCGCUCCGAUGCGGCCGGCCGCGACGCCGGCGACCAGCCUAGGGUUUACCAGGUUUGGCGGGGAAGCAACGAAUUCUUCUUGCGAGGGAGGUUUAUAUUUGGGCCUGAUGUGAGAUCCAUAUUUCUCACUAUGUUCCUCAUCGUUGCACCAGUGGUGGCCUUCUGCGUGUUUGUCGCCAGACACCUCAUUGAUGACUUUCCCGGUGAUUGGGGUAUCUCGGUGAUGGUUGUGGUGGUUGUCUUCACCGUUUAUGAUUUGACGCUGCUUCUCCUUACUUCUGGUAGAGAUCCUGGUAUUAUACCUCGUAACACUCAUCCUCCUGAGCCUGAAGGCUUUGAUGGGAGCAAUGAUUCUGGAGUUCAGACUCCACAACAGUUGCGUCUGCCUCGGACAAAGGAUGUCAUUGUAAACGGAAUCAGUGUGAGGAUUAAAUACUGUGACACAUGCAUGCUUUACCGGCCACCUCGAUGCUCACACUGUUCGAUAUGCAACAACUGUGUGGAACGGUUUGAUCAUCACUGUCCAUGGGUUGGCCAAUGCAUAGGACUUCGUAAUUAUCGGUUCUUCUACAUGUUUGUAUUCUCGACCACGUUACUCUGCCUCUACGUAUUUGCUUUCUGUUGGGUGUACAUAAUCAAGAUUAGAAAUGCUGAGAGUUUGUCAGUUUGGAAGGCAAUGCUAAAGACACCAGCCUCAAUCGUUUUGAUCAUCUACUGCUUCCUUUGUGUAUGGUUUGUUGGUGGUCUUUCUGUCUUCCAUUGCUAUUUGAUGAGCACCAACCAGACAACUUAUGAGAACUUCAGGUAUCGCUACGAUAGACGGGCUAACCCGUAUAACAGAGGCGUUCUGAACAACUUUCUAGAGAUAUUCUGCAGCCGUAUUCCUCCUUCAAAGAACAAUUUCCGGGCAAGGGUCACAGUUGAGCAAGGGCUACAGCAAACCCGUGUAGCAUCAAGAGGUUUUAUGAGCCCCAACAUGGGCAAACCUGUUGGGGAUCUUGAAAUGGGCAGGAAGCCGGUGCCUUGGGAUGAACCGAGGACAGCAGCUGAUAUCAGGGACUUGGAAGCAGGUCUCGGGGGCUUUUUGGAUGAGAAAGAGGGUAGACUAACGCAUGCAUCCCCAGAUCUGAGCAGGGACGACCUUCCAGCUGAUCUCAUGAAAGGACGAGCUGGCACACAUUCAAGGCGGUCAAGUUGGGUUAAUAGAACUGGAACUUCAGAAUCAGAGUGACCCUGUGCAUUGAACUACCAUGAAGUACAAUUUGUUUACCAUGUGCGCCAGGGUAAAGGUCCUGGAUCAUCUGUGUAAUUCCAAACACGCUUCCUGUUGCUUUGUCUUUGGUAGUGCAUGAUAUCACACGAAGCUUCCAUGCGCUGUAUGUGUGUCUGGUGUUUUAAGAAAAGUAGCCCAAGAGCUUCCGGUUUGGAUGGGGUAUCUGUAUAUAUAUUUGUUGGAACAGACGUAUUUUGGUUUUCUCUUGAUGCUUCCCAGGAUGCCAUUUACGGCCUGUUUGGUUGGAGGUUUUUGGAGGGA